CGGGCAUCAGCGGGGCGCCUCAUUGGGAAUCCGAAGCGGGGAGGGAGCGGGCUGCAGGCUUUGCUGUCUCACUCAGCCCUCCAGUGUCUCGGAAAGGCAAAAGCAGCGAGCGCGCAGCACCUGUCUGCGGCGGGAGGAGGAGCGGGAGGGCGCGGAGGCGCUAGGUGUGAGUCAGUCUCCCGGGGACCCAGCGGCUGGAAGGAAGAAGCAAUGUUUACUCGGUAGAUAUGAGCGAGAUCCGCCGCGGACGAGGGGCUUCUGUGCGGAACCGCUCGCCGACUCAGCCCGGGCUGCUACACAGUGUAGCUCGGACGCUGUGAGAUUCAAGAAUCUGGUGAAAGGGAGAGAGUGGACAAUGAAAAUGGACAUGGAGGAUGCUGACAUGACCCUGUGGACGGAGGCCGAUUUUGAAGAGAAGUGCACAUACAUCGUCAAUGACCACCCGUGGGACCCCAGUGCCGAUGGAGGCACCCUCACUCAGGCAGAGGCUUCCUUGCCAAGGAACUUGACUUUCAAAUAUGCAUCAAACUGCAAAGAGGUCACUGGAGUUAUAAGCAAAGAGUACAUCCCAAAAGGAACGCGCUUUGGACCCCUGGUAGGAGAGAUCUAUACCAGCGAUACGGUUCCCAAGAAUGCGAACAGAAAAUACUUUUGGCGGAUCUAUUCAAGUGGUGAGCUUCACCACUUCAUUGAUGGAUUUAACGAGGACAAGAGCAACUGGAUGCGUUAUGUAAACCCUGGCUACUCAGUUCAGGAGCAGAACUUGGCAGCCUGUCAGAAUGGAAUGAACAUCUACUUCUACACUAUCAAGCCUAUCCCUGCCAACCAAGAGCUGCUUGUGUGGUAUUGCCGAGACUUUGCAGAGAGGCUGCACUAUCCCUCCUCCAGAGAGCUGACAAUGAUGAACCUCACACAAACCCACGUUAAUCCAAAGCAGCACAGUGCUGAUAAAGAUGAGCUCUAUCAGAAGAGUGUCCCAAAGAAGGAGCACAGUGUGAAAGAAAUCCUGAAAAUGGAAUCCAGUCCUCCCAAAGGGAAGGACUUCUUCCAGACCAACAUUUCACCAGUUACUCCAGAAAAGGAUUUGGAUGAUUUGCGUAAGAACUAUAGCCCAGAGAGGUGUUUCUUCCCUCGAGUUGUCUACCCGAUCCGACCUCACAUUCCAGAAGACUAUCUGAAAGCUUCCUUAGCAUAUGGGAUGGACAGACCCAGCUACAUUACUCACUCACCCAUCCAGUCAUCUACUACACCAAGUCCUUCUGGGAGGAGCAGUCCAGACCAAAGUUUAAAGAGUUCAAGCCCUCACAGCAGCCCAGGGGUCACAGUUUCACCUCUGGCACCGACUUCCCAAGAGCACAGAGAGUCAUACUCAUACCUGAAUGGAUCCUAUGGCUCAGAAGGAUUGGGUUCUUAUCCCGGAUAUGCACCCCCUAGCCACCUCCCAUCUGCCUUCCUACCAUCCUAUAGCCCUCACUACCCCAAAUUUCUGUUACCUCCAUUCAAUAUGGGCUGUAAUAACCUGAGCGCUUUGAACAAUAUCAACGGCAUCAACAAUUUCAAUCUCUUCCCACGGAUGUAUCCCCUUUAUGGCAACCUGCUCAGUGGAGGUAGCCUUUCCCACCACAUGUUGAACCCCACCACGCUCCCCAGCUCAUUGCCCAGCGAAGGAGGCCGUCGAUUGCUGCAGCCGGAUCAUCCAAGAGACUUCCUCAUACCAGCACCUAACAGUGCCUUCUCUAUCACGGGCGCUGCUGCCAGCAUGAAGGACAAGCCAUGCAGCCCCACCAGCGGGUCACCCACAGCUGGUACAGCAGCCAGUUCAGAACACAUAAUGCAACCUAAACCUACCUCAGUGGUGUUGGCUGCCACCGGCGGUGAAGAAGCCAUGAAUCUCAUUAAAAGCAAGAGGAAUGUGACUGGUUACAAAACCCUCCCGUACCCACUGAAGAAGCAGAACGGGAAGAUCAAGUAUGAAUGCAACGUUUGCUCCAAGACCUUUGGCCAGCUCUCCAAUCUGAAGGUGCACCUCCGAGUACACAGCGGAGAGAGACCGUUUAAAUGCCAGACUUGCAAUAAAGGCUUCACACAGCUGGCUCACCUCCAGAAGCACUAUCUGGUACACACAGGAGAGAAGCCCCACGAGUGUCAGGUUUGUCACAAGCGGUUUAGCAGCACCAGCAAUCUCAAAACCCACCUGCGGCUCCACUCUGGAGAGAAGCCUUACCAGUGCAAGCUGUGCCCAGCCAAAUUCACCCAGUUCGUGCACCUGAAGCUGCACAAGCGUCUCCACACCCGGGAGCGGCCCCACAAAUGCAUCCACUGCCACAAGAGCUACAUUCACCUCUGCAGCCUCCAGGUCCACCUGAAGGGCAACUGCCCUGUCGCCCCAGCCUCCGGCCUCUCGAUGGAAGAGCUGAACCGAAUCAACGAGGAGAUCGAGAAGUUCGACAUCAGUGACAAUGCCGACAAGCUGGAAGAGGUGGAGGACAAUAUCGACUUAACGUCCAUCGUGGAGAAAGAUAUACUGACCGUGCUCAGAAGGGAAAUGGAAGGAGCCAAUCUCAAAGUAUCUUUACAGAGGAACCUGGGAAACGGACUUAUCUCCUCAGGAUGCAACCUUUAUGAAUCUUCAGAUAUGUCAAUUAUGAAGUUGCCUCACGGUCACCCACUACCUCUGUUACCUGUAAAGGUCAAGCAAGAAACAGUUGAACCAAUGGACCCUUAA
Coturnix japonica (Japanese quail) is the source of this 2725-nucleotide messenger RNA. RefSeq names its product PR/SET domain 1 (gene PRDM1). NCBI's taxonomy places the organism in Eukaryota, Metazoa, Chordata, Aves, Galliformes, Phasianidae. Gene Ontology annotation, molecular function: DNA-binding transcription repressor activity, RNA polymerase II-specific; protein binding; RNA polymerase II cis-regulatory region sequence-specific DNA binding. Gene Ontology annotation, biological process: cell fate commitment; regulation of transcription by RNA polymerase II. Gene Ontology annotation, cellular component: nucleus; cytoplasm. The record is from RefSeq and is a predicted model, not a curated record.